GCGGAGUCGAUGGAACGUCGUCGUGUUCACCCGCUCCCAUUCUCCUCCCCCUCUUCCUCUUCAUCCCACUACCGUCUCUAGUUUCUCUAGUAAUUGACAGCGGAGUAACGACCUCCUUCCAUCCUUCCCUCCAUCUCUCCUUCCCCAGGGCCGAUUGUGGACACAUCCCGGGAAGGGAGGCUGUCGGCAGGCGGACUAAACAUUGGUAAGACGGCGAACGGCAGCGGACCUUGGUGCUGGUUUCCAUCGAGGUGCUUCUGGCGUUAGCCGUGUGUGUUUAGCCGCACGGAUCUUCAGCGCUGCCGCCCGCUUCCGCAGCCACCUGAAACAUGGCUGCGGCUUCGGUGAAAGUGGCGGUGAGGGUGAGACCCUUCAACUCCAGGGAGAUGGCCAAGGACAGCAAAUGCAUCAUUCAAAUGUCAGGAAACACAACAACAAUCCUGAACCCCAAACAGCCAAAAGAAAACAAGAGUUUCAACUUUGACUACUCUUACUGGUCUCACACCACGCCAGAGGACAUCAAUUAUGCGUCGCAGAUGCAGGUGUACAAGGACAUCGGUGAGGAGAUGCUGCUUCAUGCUUUCGAGGGCUACAACGUGUGCAUAUUUGCAUACGGACAGACCGGGUCGGGCAAAAGCUACACAAUGAUGGGGCGACAGGAGAGGGACCAAGAGGGCAUCAUACCUCUGCUCUGUGAGGACCUUUUUACCAAGAUCAGUGACAGCAACAAUGAGAACAGCAUGUCUUACUCUGUUGAGGUGAGUUACAUGGAAAUCUACUGCGAGCGGGUCCGCGACUUGCUGAACCCCAAAAACAAAGGCAAUUUGCGCGUGAGGGAGCACCCGCUGAUGGGACCCUAUGUGGAAGAUUUGUCCAAACUGGCCGUCACCUCUUACAACGACAUCCAGGACCUGAUGGACUCUGGAAACAAAGCAAGGACCGUUGCUGCUACAAACAUGAACGAGACCAGCAGCCGCUCCCACGCCGUCUUUAACAUCAUCUUCACUCAGAAGAAAUAUGACUCUGAAAGUGACAACACAUCAGAAAAGGUCAGUAAGAUCAGCCUGGUGGACCUGGCUGGUAGCGAGCGGGCCGACUCUACCGGAGCCAAAGGAACCAGACUGAAGGAAGGAGCCAACAUCAACAAAUCUCUGACAACAUUGGGCAAAGUUAUUUCCGCUUUAGCUGAGCUGGGCUCAGUACCAAAUAAGAACAAGAAGAAGAAGAAGGCGGAGAGUUUUAUUCCAUACAGAGAUUCGGUCCUGACGUGGCUGCUGAGGGAGAACUUAGGUGGAAACUCUCGUACGGCCAUGGUGGCUGCUCUCAGCCCUGCCGACAUCAACUACGAUGAAACCCUAAGUACCCUGCGGUACGCCGAUCGUGCCAAACAGAUCCGCUGCAACGCCGUCAUCAAUGAGGACCCGAGCAACCGUCUCGUGCGUGAGCUUAAAGAGGAAGUGGCUCGCCUCAAGGACCUACUGUACGCUCAGGGCCUGGGCGACAUCAUCGAGAACCUGUGCGAUUACAAGAACUUUGCGAACGAUCGCCAGGCUGUCAAUCAAAGGGGUGCUCUUUUCGCAGUGACCAACGCCAUGACGGGAAUGAGCCCGUCCCCAUCGCUGUCGGCCCUGUCCAGUCGCGCCGGCUCCAUCAGCAACCUCCACGAUCGUAUCUUUAGCCCGGCGAGUGAAGAGGCCAUAGAGAGGCUCAAGGAAACUGAGAAAAUCAUCGCAGAACUCAAUGAGACCUGGGAGGAGAAACUACGACGUACUGAGGCCAUUCGCAUGGAGAGAGAGGCUCUAUUGGCUGAGAUGGGUGUCGCCAUGAGAGAAGAUGGAGGCACUGUUGGUGUUUUCUCCCCGAAAAAGACGCCGCAUUUGGUCAACCUGAACGAGGAUCCACUGAUGUCGGAGUGUCUGCUGUAUUACAUCAAAGACGGCAUCACCAAGGUCGGCCGUGAGAACGCCAAGACUCGCCAAGACAUUGUCCUGAGCGGACAUUUUAUCCGAGAUGAACACUGCACCUUCAGCAGCACCACAGGCCCUCAGGGGGAAGGUUGCGUCGUCCUGGAGCCAUGCGAGGACUCAGAGACCUACGUCAAUGGCAAAAGGGUGACCUCGCCCACUGUAUUGCGCUCGGGCAACCGCAUUAUCAUGGGUAAGAGCCACGUCUUUCGCUUCAACGACCCUGAGCAGGCCCGGUUGGAGCGCGAGAGGACGCCGUGCGCCGAGACGCCAGUGGAACCUGUUGACUGGGCCUUCGCUCAGCGAGAGCUGCUGGAUAAACAAGGCAUCGACAUGAAGCAGGAAAUGGAGCAGAGGCUUCAGGAACUUGAGGAUCAGUAUCGCAAAGAAAGAGAAGAAGCGAGUAUUUUGCUGGAGCAACAGAGGCUGGAUUAUGAGAGUAAGCUGGAGGCUCUUCAGAAGCAGGUGAACUCUCGCUACCUGGAGUCACCAGAAGAAGAAGAGGAGCCGGAGGAAGAAGUGCCGUGGACCAAGCGGGAGACCGAGCUCGCUCUAUGGGCUUUCAGGAAAUGGCGAUUCUACCAGUUCACUUCGCUCCGGGAUUUACUUUGGGGCAAUGCCAUCUUCCUCAAGGAGGCCAACGCUAUAAGUGUGGAGCUGAAGAAGAAGGUCCAGUUCCAGUUUGUCCUGUUGACGGACACACUUUACUCCCCCUUGCCUACCGAUCUGCUGCCUCCUAGCGAUAGUAAGGAUAGGGAGAGACGUCUUUUCCCUCGGACCAUCGUAGCCGUGGAAGUGCAGGAUCAAAAGAACGGCGCUACGCAUUACUGGACUCUGGAGAAGCUCAGGCAGAGGCUGGACCUGAUGAGAGAAAUGUACGACCGAGCUGCAGAGCUCCCUAGCAGUGCCGUAGAGGACUGUGACCACGCCCUCUCCGGCGGCGACCCCUUCUACGACCGCUUCCCAUGGUUCCGUCUGGUGGGCAGGGCGUUUGUGUACUUGAGUAACCUGCUGUAUCCUGUGCCGCUGGUGCACCGCGUGGCCAUUGUGAGCGAGAAGGGUGAAGUGAAGGGCUUCCUUAGAGUGGCUGUGCAGGCUAUUUCAGCGGAUGAGGAAGCUCCAGAUUACGGUUCUGGUGUGAGGCAGUCAGGCACCGCUAAGAUCUCCUUUGAGGAUAAGCAGUUUGAGAAGUUCCAGACAGAGGCAUGCCCGAGCCUUCUUUCCCCCUCCAACACCUCCCAGGAGGAGCUCCGCAUUGUGGAAGGCGAGGGUCAGAAUGUAGAGAUGGGCAUCUCUGCAGAUGAAGUCAACAACAACACUUGUGAAGCCACUCCAGAGCCCCCAGAGAGCCCGGUGAAGAGUCUAGUGGGACUGGGUCUGGAUCUCCCUCUGGAACUCUCACCAGAGAAGGCUCUGUCUCACCUGCAGAUAGGCAGCACCUUCACCUUCAGAGUCACCGUCUUACAAGCCUCCAGCAUCUCGGCUGAGUACGCCGACAUAUUUUGCCAGUUUAACUUUAUUCAUCGCCAUGAUGAAGCGUUCUCCACUGAGCCAUUGAAGAACACUGGCAGGGGACCACCGCUUGGCUUCUACCAUGUCCAAAAUAUCACAGUGGAGGUGACCAAGUCCUUUGUGGAGUAUAUCAAGACACAGCCUAUUGUCUUUGAGGUGUUUGGUCACUAUCAAAAGCAACCUUUCCCACCACUCUGCAAAGACUUAAUCAGUCCACUGAGACCUUCCAGGCGGCAAUUUCCCAGAGUGAUGCCUUUGUCCAAACCGGUGCCGGCCACUAAGCUCAGCACGCUGACCCGUUCCACCGCUGGCCCUUGUCACUCUAAAUAUGACUUGAUGGUCUUUUUUGAGAUCUGUGAGCUGGAAGCGAGCGGAGAUUACAUUCCAGCUGUUGUUGACCACAGAGGCGGGAUGCCCUGCCAUGGCACUUACCUCCUGCAUCAGGGUAUUCAAAGGAGGAUCACCGUCACCAUUGCUCAUGAAAAUGGAAAUGACAUCGAAUGGAAGGAAGUGAAGGAGCUGGUUAUUGGUAAAUGUCGUAUCCGCAACACCCCUGAGGCUGAUGAGACCAUCAUAGACCCCAACAUCCUCUCCCUCAACAUCCUGUCUUCUGGAUAUUUCUGGCCAAAACCUGAUGACAAUGUGUCCUUGGGAGUUGAUCAUAGAACUUUCUAUCGCUUUGAAGCAGCAUGGGACAGCUCCAUGCACAACUCCCUUCUCCUGAAUAGAGUUACCCCCUAUGGAGAGAAAAUCUACAUCACCCUCUCAGCUUAUCUGGAGAUGGAGAACUGCACUCAGCCGACAGUCAUCACCAAAGAUUUUUGUAUGGUAUUUUACUCCCGUGACACAAAGCUUCCGGCCUCUCGUUCCAUCAAGAACCUCUUCAGUACGGGCUGUCUCAGGCCUUCAGAGAGUAACCGUGUCACCGGGGUCUAUGAGGUGACUCUCUGCUACGUGGCGGACAACGGAAGUCCAGGCAUGCAGCGGCGUCGCAGACGUGUUCUGGACACAUCAGUAGCGUACGUCCGAGGGGAGGAGAACCUGGCCGGAUGGCGACCUCGCAGUGACAGCCUCAUUUUAGACCAUCAAUGGGAGCUGGAGAAACUCAGUUUACUUCAGGAGGUGGAGAAGACUCGACACUACCUGUUACUACGAGAGAAACUAGAAGCGACCUUGCAGGCUGGACAGGAUGCCCUUUACAAGAGUGGCGACAUCAGCGACUUUGCAAAGAGUCCUGUCAUUAGCCAGAGUCCUAUAGGCAGCCCGGCGAUGGACAGCCCCAACCAGAGGCAGAGGGAGCUGGCUGCCAAGUGUCUGCGUCUGCUGAUGCACACCUUCAACAGGGACUACAGCCAGGUGAGCAGCAGUGCCAGUGAGAGCAAGCUCUCUGAGAUGUCCGCGUCAUUGAUGAGGGGGGAGUCCUGCUCCACGCUGAACACGCUCACUCCGUCCUCCACUUGCCCCUCACUGGUCGAGGGACACUACGACAUCAGACACACUGAGCCCGGUUCAGGAGCAUCCACCCCUGAUCUGGACCCGUUCAGCCCAGUGGACAGAAAGAAGACUCUCAAAAGCUGCAGCUUUGUUCCCGAUAUACAAGAGAUCCGAGUCAGCCCCAUCGUGUCAAAGAAGGGCUACCUGCACUUCCUGGAGCCGCACACCAGCGGCUGGGUCAAACGCUACGUGGUGGUGCGCCGGCCCUACGUUUACCUUUAUCGCAGCGAGAGAGACAACGUGGAGCGAGCCGUCAUCAACCUGUCGUCGGCCAAGGUGGAAUACAGUGAAGACAAACAGACCUUGCUGCGGACCCCAAACACGUUCACCGUGUGCACCGACCAUCGUGGGAUACUGCUACAAGCCAACAAUGACAAAGAGAUGCAUGACUGGCUUUAUGCCUUCAAUCCUUUGUUGGCGGGUACCAUUAGGUCCAAACUCUCAAGAAGAAAGUCUCUCCAGUCAGUACCGGUUGCCCAGAGGAUGUAAGAAUAAAAGGGGCCUAUAGUGACAAAUGAUCUACUGUACACACCCACGCAUACACACACACACACACAAAUGGUACAAAUCACUCGCCUACCCCACCAACCACAUAAAUACACUUCUACAUAAAGCAACAUUGAAAUAACCUAUAUACACGCACACACACACACACACACACACACACACACACACACACACACACACACACACACACACACACACACACACACACACACACACACAUAUAUAUAUGUGUGUAUAUACUGUAUAUGUGUGUGUAUAUAUAUGGGUAUGUUACGUAUAUAUUAAUAAAUAUU
Entelurus aequoreus (snake pipefish) is the source of this 5770-nucleotide messenger RNA. It is a transcript of the gene kif1ab, whose product is annotated as kinesin family member 1Ab. Gene Ontology annotation, biological process: microtubule-based movement; vesicle-mediated transport; cytoskeleton-dependent intracellular transport. Lineage: Eukaryota; Metazoa; Chordata; Actinopteri; Syngnathiformes; Syngnathidae. The record is from RefSeq and is a predicted model, not a curated record. The transcript is spliced from 48 exons. Gene Ontology annotation, molecular function: ATP binding; microtubule binding; ATP hydrolysis activity. Gene Ontology annotation, cellular component: kinesin complex; dendrite; microtubule. Bases 330 to 5459 code for a protein of 1709 amino acids.